This is a messenger RNA of Spirometra erinaceieuropaei, 6209 nucleotides long. Lineage: Eukaryota; Metazoa; Platyhelminthes; Cestoda; Diphyllobothriidea; Diphyllobothriidae. The record is from the annotation of a GenBank genome assembly.
AUGCUAAAAACUGAUGAUGGCGUUGAGCUUUACAAGGACGACGAAAAGGCUGAGCAUCUGUCCAAGUUCUUUCAGUCGGUUUUUACGAGAGAAGUCGCUGUACCCACUGAUCACUGUAAUGUGGACAAUGUCCCGACAAUUGACUCAGUGGUUCUCACAAAACCUAUUGUUCAACAGGAAUUACUGAAGCUAAAAGAAGGGACUUCGCCCGGUCCUGACGAAUUACCGGCAAAGUUGUUGAAGGAAUUAGCCACAGAAUUGGCAGAACCUCUGUUCGCCCUCUUCCAAGCCUCUCUUGAUGCAGGCAGACUGCCUCCUGAGUGGAAGACUGCGUGGAUUUCACCGAUUCAUAAAAAUGGCAGUCGCGCUUCCGCAAACUACCGACCAGUAAGCCUCACCUCCAUAUGCUGCAAAGUUAUGGAGCGAAUUAUCAAACGCGAACUGAUGCGGUUUUUAGAGCAAAAUCAUCUUCUGUGCGAUGCACAGCACGGUUUCCGCAGAGGGAGGUCCUGCUUAACCAAUCUACUCUACUGUCUUGAACAGUAGACCCGAGCGAUUGAUGAAGGAAACGUUGUGCAUGUGGCCUACAUAGACUUCAAGAAGGCCUUUGACAGCGUGCCACACCAACGUCUCCUACACAAGCUCAGCCGCAUAGGGGUAAGAGGCAAGCUUUUGAAGUGGAUUGAAAACUUUUUGGUCGGUCGGUCCCAGACUGUUCGUCUUGGUGGCCAGCAAUCGGCAGAGGUGACGGUUACGAGCGGAGUACCUCAGGGCUCCGUUCUUGACCCUAUCCUCUUCCUCAUCUAUAUUUAUGACUGUAUCCAUGGAUUGGACUGCAAAAUUGCCAUGUUUGCUGACGAUAUAAAGCUUUGGACCGUCAUCCGCAACGAGGUCGAUGAAGCAAAUUUACAGGCAAACUUAGACCGACUCGAAAAAUGGGCAGGUCACUGGCUCCUCCCAUUUUAUGUUACCAAAUGCAACAUUCUGAGGAUUGGCAGAACCAGCUCUGCGCACCGGCAGACGUACUAUCUAAAUCACACACCGCUGCCACUGGUAGAGGUUCAGAAAGACCUAGGGGUGUGGAUAACAUCUUCACUAAAGCCAUCAUUCCACUGCUUGAAAGCAGCGAAAUCCGCAAUGUCCAGCUUAUAUCUCAUUAAGCGGGCAUUUGUCAAGUUCGACGAAGAGUGCUUUCGCAAGGUCUUCGGGAUGUUUGUGCGACCACAGUUAGAAUUUUCCAUUCAGGCCUGGAGACCCUGGACUGUUAAGGAUCGCACCACCCUCGAAAAAGUCCAACGACGGGCAACCAAGCUUGUCAGAGGUCAUCAAAACCUACCUUACGAAACUAGACUGUCAAAUCUUAACCUCUUUCCCCUGGACUACAGACAACUCCGUGGCGAUUUAAUUCAAACGUUUAGAAUGUUACGGGGUCAAGACUGCUGCCUUGCAUCCGGCGACUUCUUUGAGCUGGCCACCACUACUAGCUUGAGAGGACACCCUCUGAAACUACGUGUGACAGGAGCGAGACUGGACGCAAGGAGGUCCUUCUUCAGCCACAGAGUGGUUAAGGCAUGGAACGCCCUGCCUGUGGAUGUCGUCAUGUCCUCAUCCGUGGACUCAUUUAAGAGAAAGCUUGACCAGUACAGAGAUAUGUACCUCCACAGCAUCAGAAACUAACGAAUUCCCCCUGUGCCACCCGCCCGAUCCAACGUUUUAUGUUACAAAGCAUGCUACUCCCUAUAUUUUAGUAACAUUACGUUUUACAAUUUUCGCUAUCUCCUGACCGCCACAUAUGCGCUUGCUUUGAUAUUACUUGGUCCAUUCGGUACCGUACUGGAUAUUGUGCAAUUUUGACAUAGAAGGCAUUCACAGACAAAUUCAUACCAGUGACCAAUGCUUGUUGUAUGUAAUUACUUACCUUAUUUUUUUCAUACUUGCCUCACACAUUGUUUUUUAUGACGUUAUUGUAACCAAAAGGGAGUUCAAAGGCGCUCGCCUACUUUUCCCUUAAUAAAUCUGAUCUGAUCUGAUCAAUGUAAGCACUACAAACAAAUCCUAAUAUCUCCCUCACAACAAAGGCGGAAAGUAUUCAAAAAGCUUGCCGUUAGAUGUAACAUUGCAUGUAUUAGAACACAAGUUAAUCCUGGGAGCAGUAAUUUUACUUUCCAGAAGUUUUUAUCUCCGUGUUGUUUAUCGAUCUCGACCUCUAUUUCAUUUGGCAGUGUUGUUACCCUUUCUGGUAUGUACAGGAAGGAGGCAGGCCACAACGGCAAGGAGCGUGGGCAAGAUCAGUGAGAACUGGAGUGUGCUGAUCACCAGCACACUCCUCCUGCAAUCGACCACAGUGGGAGUAUCACUCCAAUGGAAAGAUGCUAGGAUGACAUUCACGCAUUCCAGCAAACGCAGAGCUCAAAUGAAUGACCCCCUUAUUAACAGUUCGUAGGAACUACUGAACAACCGGCGAAAUCCGAGGUGCGCAAGGCGCCUAAAUGGGUCUGAAUUAAUAUUCAGUUGAUAUGGGAUAAAGACAACUAAAUGACCACGCUAUGAAGCUGGCCUUCCUACAGAUUUGACUACUUACGUGAGUUUUGUUCUCUUUGCAUCAUAAGACGGAUAUAUCAUUUAGGUUCUAUCUGUUAAGACAAAAUCUCUUGCUGACGAAACAUCCCACGCAGUUGAGUAUAACCCAGAUGCCAGAGUAAAUCUUCUUGUCAACAACCGAUUUGCUCCGUCGACGGAUGUUGGCUCUGCGAUAAAACCUUCGGGCUGCCGAGAAGCUUUCCUGAUACGAUGCCGAAAUGAAUCUGUUCACGCCUGGUAGAAACCGCCUAGGAUUUGGGGAAAUCAAAAAAACUUGCCAGCUAAUGAGCAUUAGGUCGUCCUGUGACUGAUAAAGCGGCUCAUCUCGUCGCUGUCAUGUUAUAUUUUCAACCGUCGAAACACUCCAAAUAUUCGUGCGUUGUCGUGUCUACGGGGACGCAUUAUUGAAAUAACCCCUCAUAUUGAGAACAGAUAUGUACAGUAAAGCACUUAGAAGUCACUCAGCAGAGGUAACUAGAAAAGAACUGAUAUGCGUUUAUUUAAAAAUAGACAAAGCUUUCUGCAGAAAGUCCGAUAGACUAAGUCUUACGCAUCCAUGCUUUAAAUUAACAAUAAAAUCACCGAUAAUACGGAGUCUGUGCAGGCCCAGGUUGUUCGGAUGGGGACGUUAACAGUGGUCAGAAAGAAAUGCUGAAAGUUCGCAAUUGUAAAAAAUUGGCAGGAUCUUACUUCGUAAUCGUACUUGUUAGGGGUUAAGGAUUAGGGGUUAGGGGUUAAGGUUAGGGGUCGGGAUUAGCGUUAGGGGUUAGGGGAUGGGGUUAGGGGUUAAUGUUAGGCGUUGGGGGUUAGGGCAUUAGGCUCGGGGGUUAGUGGUCAGACUGGGACUUGUCUACUACAAAGCGCACACAACAGUAGAUCACUUAUACUUCCGCCCCUAACGUCUUGCGCACGUUGUCCUACCUAACUCCCAGUCUCGAGAACCUGCCAAUUAAUAGCGUUGUGGCCCCAUAAAUUCCAGAAAGUAAUGAACAUUCUGGACUCUGCGACGUCAUUAAGCGCAGCAAAAGGGCCAUCAUGAAGACCAUUUUACGGAGACGACAUUAAAGACAGAAAUAGGUUGACCCGGAGCCCACCGUGAUACAAUGUCGGAUAGCUCUGUUACCCAAACUAAUCGAUGGAAAAAUCACACUUAUCCAGGUAGACCACUGCAGUCAAACCUUGCACGUAAAAUUCGCCAUUAGAUAUUUAAAGUAAAAUAUUCAUACUAUGUGAUCAACAGUUAUAACUCUUGUCGACAGUAAAUGCUAGUCAACCGACGGCACAUAUCAAGCAGUUCAGUGAAUCCUGCUCUUCGUAAUUGCCCAUAUAAGAAAUGCCAAUGCGAAUUUCCUAUACAGCGGACGUAUGAUUGACUAAUGUGGCUAACAAACAAAUAUAUUGACCAUGUCACAUCCAGCAAGGUGUGUGCGUAAUUGGUGUUCUCAUUUGAAGUUUCGUAAAAAAUCUGGGUUACCAAAAUUAUUUAUAACUAGCCUUACUGAGGAGGAAGAGAAGAAGGCGGGGGUGGUGGUGAUGGGGGGGGAGAGUAAGCGUUCAUCGAUCUGUGCUAAAUAAACAUCCGACACGUAAAACAGCAACCCCAGCUGCUGAGCAUCAGAGGCUGGCUGGUCCAGCUCAGAAACCGCGUUGAAAAUCCGCUAGGUGUGCUCGGCAUCGUAACUAGUGCGUUCAUCGUUUGUGCUAGUUUCGAUUACCGAUCGAUCAUUGAUUGCGGGACUGGUCGUCUCCUUUCCGUCUCUGUAGGGCUGACCUCAUUUUUGGCGCUUUCGGCUGUGCUGCGCGAAACCUCGGGGAUUCGAAAGGUAUGACUUAGCAAAGGGCUUUUCUCUGGAAACGAUACCUGGAAAUUGCACUUUCGCAGUUCCCAGUGUACCUUUUUUUCUGAUGUCGCCCUCUCCCCCGUGGAAAUGAACGGAUAGGAGUGCCGGAUGCCUUUAAAUUAAAACGUGGGUGUGUCCGUAUGUGCAUUACAUUUUGGGGUGUAGGUGUGUCCAGUUAUGGGUACACGUGAUGGUCUUAGCGUGUUGCCCACUUACUUGUAGGCGUUGACUACGGCUGGCGUCCACAAACUGGCACCCAACUACCACAUGUGGCUCCUCGGAGGUAAGUUCUGCCUAGCAGCCACGCCCAGGUAACCGCCUUGAUCGGCGGGCUAAACUGCGUUGAGGGUGUCUGGUGUUGUGGGUGUCCCUACGCCCACGCAUCCAUCACUACUCCCUCCACCAUCCCCCUUACCCCAUCCUCACCUCCCUCCGCACCUGAUACCGCUGCUUUCUACCCCCGCCCUCCCCCAUAUCCCCUCCCCUUCCCCUCUCCACCUUUCUCUUGCCCUUCACCCAAUGUGCUCCUUACGCUAGUCUGUCCCCUCACGGCCGAAAAGUCCUACGGUGGGGGUGACAUGUAAUCACGUAGGCGUCUGAGGCCAAUCGGGGCAAAAGCGGAGUGCGACAGCCGUCGGGGACAACUUAGCAGACCUGUUUAGGGACAUCAUUGUUUACACCCUCGCGGGGGAGGGGACUAUGCAAGGUGCCCUAAAUAAAUGCUAGGUUCAUGACAUCUGCAAUCAGACCGUGGAUCGCAGACUGUAAAACACGCGGUCGAAAUAACAACAGAAGGGCGAGUCCGCUCAGUCUGGCUGCCUGCAAUGUUCGUUCCCUUCUGGACAACUUGCGGAGUAACCGACCAGAACGGAGGGCAACGCUAGCAGCUCGAGAACUGGCAUGACACAAGGUGAACAUUGCUACACUCAGCGUGACCCGCCCGUCCGAACAAGGCCAACUGGAGGAGGUGGGUAUCGGCUAUAUCUUCUUCUGGAGCGGCCGGCCAAAUGCGGGGCGAAGAGACGCGGGUAUCACCUUUCCCAUCGCAAUCGCGGGAGGACUAUCCUGUCUGCCGCAGGGCAUCGACGGCCGACUGAUGAGCCUGCGCCCACUGAGGCGAAGACCUGCACGCACUCUUGGCGUCUGUACCGAAGGUGGGCAAGCUGGCUUACAUGCCCGCGUCGGGACAGACUGCGCUGCCUGGCGGGGAGUGCUGAGUCCUCACGUCAUCAGCGGCGGCAACGACAAUGGUCCCCAUCACCUGUGAAUGCGGGCGAUGCAAGAAAUUGCCAGACGACGCGGACUCACCUCCAUACCACACUCGUGGACUCGACACAAGCCUUCGAAACGGUGAAUCACAAAGGACUGCGUCAACUCAUGUAGAAGUUCAACUUUCCCGAGCAAUUCACGCACAUGGUACGUAAGCUCCGCUACGAGAUAAUGGCGUGCGUCGCUGACAACAGGGAAGUCUGUGAAGCAUUCGCGAAGACCAACGGAGUGAAACCGGGACGCGUACUCGCGCCCACCCUCAUCAGCCUCAUGUUUUCAGCCAAGCCACUUGACGCCUACCGUGAUGAGCGCCCGGAAAGGCGCAUUCCCUACAGAACUGACGGACACCUCAACAGCCGGCGAAUGCAGGCCCCCGCGCGUCUCUUCGCCGACGAUUGCGGACUCAACACCACAACCGAAGCAGAUGUGUGGCAGAGCAUAGGACUCUUCGCCACCAGAUGUGCCAACUUUGGUCUGACAAUCAACGCAAACAAAACAGCGGUCAUGCACCAACCGUAA